Molecule: messenger RNA, 2081 nt
Organism: Myripristis murdjan (pinecone soldierfish)
Lineage: Eukaryota; Metazoa; Chordata; Actinopteri; Holocentriformes; Holocentridae
Product: magnesium transporter NIPA2
Exons: 6
Coding region: 210-1310 (366 amino acids)
Biological process (GO): magnesium ion transport
Cellular component (GO): membrane
Molecular function (GO): magnesium ion transmembrane transporter activity
Source: RefSeq, a predicted model, not a curated record
AAGAGAGUUAAACAGCGUUUUUUUUAUGCGCGGAGAUAUUUUUUCGACCGCUGUCCUCCAUUGUGGCUCAGGUCUCACGUCCGUUAACCAGGAAGUGCCGAGGAGACUGACAGCCAAUCAGCUGCUCCGCUCCCAGGCUGCGGCCAGUCGUCGAAAUCGAAUGGGUUGACUUGACAACGAAGGUAAAACAUUAGUUUUCCUGGCAAACGAUGGACGUGCAUCGUUUGGACUUCUACAUUGGUCUCUCUCUGGCUGUCAGCUCCAGUGUUUUUAUCGGAGCAAGCUUCAUCUUGAAGAAGAAAGGCCUCCUGCGAUUGGCCAGCAAGGGCUCCAUGCGAGCAGGCCAAGGAGGAUAUGCAUACCUCAAGGAGUGGCUGUGGUGGGCAGGACUUAUUUCAAUGGGAGCUGGAGAGGCUGCUAACUUUGCUGCAUAUGCAUUUGCUCCUGCCACACUGGUGACUCCACUCGGAGCAAUGAGUGUACUUGUAAGUGCUGUGCUCUCCUCCUAUUUCCUGAAUGAGAGGUUGAAUGUGCAUGGGAAGAUUGGCUGCUUGCUGUGCAUCAUGGGCUCCACAGUAAUGGUGAUCCACGCCCCUCAGGAGGAGGAGGUGGCCUCCCUCACUGCCAUGGCUGAGAAGCUGAAAGACCCAGGUUUCAUUGUGUUUGCUGCGUGUAUAGUGGCAAGCAGCCUGGUUCUUAUCUUUGCUGUGGCCCCACGGUACGGACAGAAGAAUGUGCUGGUCUACAUCCUGAUCUGCUCUGUGAUUGGCUCCCUGUCUGUGUCUUGUGUCAAGGGCCUGGGCAUUGGCAUUAAGGAGCUGUUUUCUGGGACAGCAGUGCUGAAGGAGCCCCUGUUCUGGUCCCUAGUCAUCUGCCUGGUAAUCUGUGUCAGCAUACAAAUCAGUUACCUGAAUAAGGCCCUCGACAUCUAUAACACCUCCAUAGUCACUCCCAUCUACUAUGUGUUCUUCACGACCUCUGUCAUGGCGUGCUCGGCCAUUCUCUUCAAGGAGUGGUUGAGUAUGACCACUGACGGAGUGGUGGGAACGAUCAGCGGCUUCCUCACCAUCAUCCUGGGAAUCUUCCUCCUCCAUGCCUUCAAGGAUAUUACCUUUACCUGGGAUUCCCUUCCAUUAUACCUGAGGAAGAGUCCUCAGGGUUCCCCGUGGAGCCACCAGCCCUAUCUGGCUCUCCCCACUCAUGACAACCACGCAGAAGACGACAUUAAGAUGCCCAGAGAGGGGGGCUUAAAGCUGGGAUACCCACAAGAGAGCUCUGUCAAGAGGAACAGCAGCUUUGUCACUACCUAGCAAUGUUGCUCCUGGUCAUUAUGAAGCAUUAUCUCACUGCCAAGCUUUACAAUGUGACAAGUUAGACAGUUAACCAAAUAUGAAUUUUAAAUCUGCCUUACACAAUGCAAUAUGCACUGGAUGAUGAGCAAGGUUGCUUUGAUAUUAGCAUAGUUACCACAAGCCUGUUGGAUUUAUUACAACAAAAGGUUAUUUUAUCACCUUUGCACUUUGUCACAUUUUGGCCAACCAAGUCAUUUUAAUAAGGUUAAUGAAAGAUAAGACAGAAUUUUAAUAUGUAGUGUAAUUUAUUUAAGUUCUCUGAAUGUUGAUGUGAAUGUCUACUGUUGCAGUAUUGCAUUAUUAUAAAUAGUAUCAUACAUUUACAAGCAUAUGAACACAAUCUUUUCAAAAUAUGUUUAAUUAUCAAAUUCCAGACUGAAUAGUACUUAGACCAGCCAAACUGUGCCUUGUUACUGGACCAUUACUUAUGCAUAUUUUUGCACUUAACUGGAAUCAUUUAUAGUACAAAUGUGCUUUAUGAACUUUUUGUUACCAAUGCCAUGCCAAAAGCCUUAGUUCUGCUGAAUGUUUCAAUCAUUUUGGUGAUGAUAAAGUUUAAAUGCAUCUGCUGACAUUAUUGUAGUACCUCAGUAUGAUCUACAGGCUUUACUUAAGAAAUUUCUUUUUCCAUGUAUGCAUUUCCCUUAUGUGCCAACUUGUAACAUUUUUUGUCAUGAUGCAAUGGUGUUUUUGUUUGAUUGCAUUGUUAAUUAAAACCUAACUACUGUA